Molecule: messenger RNA, 1020 nt
Organism: Cynocephalus volans (Philippine flying lemur)
Lineage: Eukaryota; Metazoa; Chordata; Mammalia; Dermoptera; Cynocephalidae
Product: calcium-binding tyrosine phosphorylation-regulated protein-like
Exons: 1
Coding region: 1-1020 (339 amino acids)
Biological process (GO): sperm capacitation
Cellular component (GO): cytoplasm; sperm fibrous sheath
Molecular function (GO): calcium ion binding
Source: RefSeq, a predicted model, not a curated record
AUGAUUUCUUCAAAGCCCAGACUUAUCGUACCCUAUGGCCUCAAGACUCUGCUCGAGGGAGUUAGCAGAGCCAUUGUCAAAACCAAUCCACCAAACAUCAUCCACUUUGCAGCAGUUUAUUUUAAAGAACUUACUGUGUUUAGAGAAGGGAAUACUUCUCUGGAUAUAAAAGAUCUGGUUAAACAAUUUCAUCAGAUUAAAGUAGAGAAAUGGUCAGAUGGAACGACACAAGAGAAGAAACCAGAAAGAAACCAGAUGGAAAAAUCUACAGACACAGAGGAAGACAAUAUAACUGGACCACUAUUUAGUAACAAAACCACCCAGUUUCCAUCAGUUCAUGCUGAGCUCCCAGAGCCUGAGGAGACAACUGAAGCAGUCUGUGCUACUUCCAAACCAACCACCCCUAAGGUCAGCACCCCAUCCUCAUCACCACCUCCAGCAGCUGUCUCACCAGAGUUUGCCUACGUCCCAGCUGACCCAGCUCAGUUUGCUGCUCAGAUGUUACCACUAGCAGCAAGUGAAGCAGGACAACCACCACCAUAUUCUAACAUGUGGACCCUUUAUUGUCUAACUGGUAUGAAUCAACGAAGUCGCCCAUCACCACCACCUGCACCUGGGCCUUUCCCCCCAACAACCCUCUAUUUAUCUAAUCCUAAGGAUCCACAGUUUCUGCAGCAUCCACCGAAAGUUACUUCUCCAACUUAUGUGAUGAUGGAUGACAGCAAGAAGACCAGUGCCCCACCUUUUAUUCUAGUAGGCUCAAAUGUCCAGGAAGUGCAGGAAUGGAGACCUCUUCCUGGACAUGCUGUUGUUUCACAGCCAGAGGCCUUGAAGAGAUACGCAGCAGUACAAGCACCCAUUGCCAUUCCUGCAGAUCCGAAAUUCCAGAAACAUAGCCCAAAUCCCCAGAAUGGUAGUCUUCCUACAAGUGGACAAGAUGCCCCCAGACCACAAAGCCCUGUUUUUCUUUCUGUUGCUUUCCCAGUAGAAGAUGUAGCCCAAAAUUUCAGGAUCUGGUGA